AUGGCCGACAGAAUACGCAGCACCACCCUCAAGCGCGACACCAAUGAAACCAAGAUCCAAUUGAGCCUCAACCUCGACGGCGGCGUUCUCGAGCCCGUCGGCGACGAUGCGAACGGCGACGAAGCAGCCCACGCCGCCCAGGCUUCCAAGAGCCAGCACAUCGACAUCAACUCGGGCAUCGGCUUCCUCGACCACAUGCUGCACGCCCUGGCCAAACACGCCGGCUGGUCGUUGAAGCUGCGCUGCAUCGGAGAUCUGCACAUCGACGACCACCACACGGCCGAGGACACGUGCAUCGCCCUGGGCCAGGCAUUCAAGACGGCCAUGGGCGGCACCACCGGCCUCGCCCGCUUCGGCAGCGCCUACUGCCCGCUCGACGAGGCCCUGUCGCGCGCCGUCAUCGACCUAUCCAACCGGCCCUACUCGGUCAUCAACCUCGGCCUCCGCCGCGAGAAGAUCGGCGACCUGUCGUGCGAGAUGAUCCCCCACUGCCUGCAGAGCUUCGCCCAGGGCGCCGCCGUGACCCUACACGUCGAUUGCUUGAGGGGCGAGAAUGACCACCACAGGGCUGAGAGCGCCUUCAAGGCCCUGGCCGUUGCGACGAGGCAGGCCACCACCCGGGUGAAGGGUAGGGAGGGCGAGGAGCCCAGUACCAAAGGCGUUUUAUACUAG
This is a messenger RNA of Diplodia corticola, 672 nucleotides long. Its product is annotated as imidazoleglycerol-phosphate dehydratase. The record is from RefSeq and is a predicted model, not a curated record. The transcript has 2 exons. The coding region runs from base 1 to 672 and encodes 223 amino acids. Gene Ontology annotation, biological process: L-histidine biosynthetic process. Lineage: Eukaryota; Fungi; Ascomycota; Dothideomycetes; Botryosphaeriales; Botryosphaeriaceae. Gene Ontology annotation, molecular function: imidazoleglycerol-phosphate dehydratase activity.